Molecule: messenger RNA, 2970 nt
Organism: Medicago truncatula (barrel medic)
Lineage: Eukaryota; Viridiplantae; Streptophyta; Magnoliopsida; Fabales; Fabaceae
Product: putative disease resistance protein RGA4
Exons: 2
Coding region: 44-2656 (870 amino acids)
Molecular function (GO): protein binding; ADP binding
Source: RefSeq, a predicted model, not a curated record
ACUUAAAUAUCAACACCGUUUCUUCUGCUCUUUCCUUGUUACCAUGGCAGAAUCAUUUGUCCUUGAUAUUGCUAAUUCUCUCCUAGGGAAGUUUGUUUCUUAUGGUUAUGAAGAAACUUCUCGUGCCUAUGGUGUGUAUGAACAUCUACAAUGUUUGAGAGACACUCUGGCAAUUGUCAGUGGUGUAUUGUUGGAUGCUGAGCGCAAGAAGGACCAAAAGCAUGGGCUGCGGGAAUGGCUGAGGCAGAUUCAGAAUAUUUGCCAUGAUGCUGAAGAUGUAUUGGAUGGAUUUAACUUGCAAGACAAGCGAAAGCAAGUUGUGAAAGCUUCUCGAAGCACACGGGUGAAGUUAGUCCACUUCUUUUCUUCCUCUAAUCCACUUGUUUUUCGUUUUAGGAUGGCACGUCAAAUCAAAGAGAUUAGGGAUAGAAUGGAUAAGGUGGCAGCUGAUGGGGUCAGGUUUGGUCUUACAAAUGUUGAUCCCGGACUCGUUGUGCAACAAAGAGAAAUGACAUAUCCUCAUAUUGAUGCUUCAAGUGUGAUAGGAAGAGAAAAUGAGCAAGAUGAAAUCUUCAAUCUUUUGAUGCAGCCACAUCCUCACGGCGAUGGUGAUGGUGAUAAUAGUCUCUGUGUCAUUCCAAUAGUGGGAAUUGGAGGUUUGUGGAAGACCACACUUGCGAAGUCGGUGUUCAAUGAUAAGAGGAUACAUCAACUUUUCCAGUUGAAGAUGUGGGUGUGUAUCUCCGAUGAUUUCAACAUCAGAAAGAUAAUCAUUAAUAUCAUCAACUCUGCAACCAUCGCUUCCAUUUUUACUUCAUCUUCCGCACCAUCGAGUGGCCCUGCUCAAUUAGAAAACACCAACAACUUAGAUAUUGUGCAACUAGUAAGUCGUCUAAGACAAAAACUUUCUGGUCAAAAGUUUUUAGUCGUGUUAGAUGACGUAUGGAAUGAUGAUCGUGCAAAGUGGCUUGAAUUGAAAGAUUUGAUAAAAGUUGGUGCACCAGGAAGCAAAAUUAUGGUGACAACACGCAGUAACGCAAUUGCUUCGAUGAUGGGUGAUGUUCCUCCAUAUAUUUUGGAAGGUCUUUCUCCAAAGAAUUGUUUGUCUCUGUUUGUCAAAUGGGCAUUCAAGGAAGGUGAAGAAAAAAAGUAUCCAAAUCUAGUAGCGAUAGGAAAAGAAAUUGUGAAAAAAUGCCAAGGGGUUCCACUAGCCGUGAGAACAUUAGCAAGUUCUCUCUUCUCAAACUUUGAUAUAAGUAAGUGGGAAUUCGUUAGGGACUCUGAGAUGUGGAAUUUAGAACAAAAGAAAGAUGAUAUCUUACCUGCGCUAAAAUUAAGUUAUGAUCAAAUGCCAUCAUAUCUAAGACAAUGUUUUGCUUAUUUUUCUCUUUUUCCCAAACAUCAUCUUUUCGAUAGUUAUGCAAUGUGUAGUCUUUGGGUAGCCCUCGGAUUAGUUCAAUCCGUAAAUGGAAUUGAAAAGCUGGAGAGUAUUGCAAGAAAAUAUAUUGAUGAAUUGCAUUCAAGAUCAUUUAUUCAGGAUCUAUAUGACUCUGGCUCCUUUUGUGAUUUCAAGUUACAUGAUUUGAUACAUGAUCUUGCUCUGUAUGUUGCAAGAGAGGACUUUGUAACGGUAGGCUCACAUACUCAGAGUAUACCUCAGCAAGUAAGGCAUUUAUCAGUUGUUCAAAAUGAGCCACGUGGUUAUGCUUUGUUCCCUAAGUCUAGAAGUGUGAGAAGUAUACUAUUUCCCGCUUUCGGAUUGGGUCUUGGAAGUGAACGUGUUCUGGAUACAUGGUUAUCAAGAUACAAAUACUUGCGUUUUUUAGAUUUAAGUGAUUCCUCGUUUAAAACUAUGCCCAAUUCAAUUUCUAAAUUAGAGCACCUGAGAACUCUCGAUCUUUCUCGUAAUCUCAAAAUCAGAACACUGCCAAAUUCCAUUUGCAAACUCCUACAUUUACAAGUUUUGUUGCUCAAUGGGUGCAUGGAGCUUAAAACUUUGCCUAAAGGAUUAGGGAAGCUAAUCAGCCUUCGCCGUAUGAUUGCAACCACAAAACAAUCUGUUUUACCACAUGAUGAAUUUGCUAGCUUGAUCCAUCUUCAAACUUUGAGUUUACAUUUUUGUGACAGCAUAAAGUUUUUGUUCAGACAAAUACUCCCUUUCGUUGAAGAAUUGUAUAUCUACUCAUGUAGUUGUCUAGAGUCCUUACCGUUACAUAUUUUCCCUAAAUUACAGACUUUGUGCAUUCGCAACUGUGAGAAGUUAAACCUGUUGUUGAACAACGAAAGUCCAAUCAAAACAUUGAGGAUGAAACAUUUGUAUCUCGUAGGUUUUCCGACGCUUGUGACAUUACCUGAUUGGAUUGUAUGUGCCAUGGGCACUUUAGAGACUUUGGUAAUAAUUGGUUUUCCUAAUCUUAAUAUGCUUCCGGUGUUUCUAACUUCAAUGACUCGUCUUAAGAAGCUCUACAUUAUUGACUGUCCUCGACUGUUGAGUCUUCCAAGUGACAUGCAUCGCCUCACCGCCCUUGAAGAUUUGCGCAUAGGUGAUUGUCCUGAGUUGUGUAGAAAAUAUCGGCCCCAAUCUAGUGGGUUUUGGGCCAUGAUUGCUCACGUCAAAUCAAUUUCCAUUGAAGAACCAACAGGAGAGGAGGCGUAAUGAAGUCAUCAAUCUUGAAGAUGAUGAAACUGGAGUGGUAAAAGGUAUAUGCAGCUUGAAGGAUCACAAGAGAGAGCAGAGCAGUAUUCGAUGGCGAUGGAAAAGACGAAUGCCAAACAAUUGUAGCCAAACAAGACGAUGGCGAUGGAUCACAAGAGGCUUUAUAUUCUCAAGAUGUGACAUUAGCAUAAUUUUUUUGUAGCCAAACAAUUGAAAAUGAUUAUUCUCUGUCACCCUUUAUCUCGGUACUCAAAAAAACAUCUUUAUGUGUACUUAGCAUUUUGUAUUUUAUUGAAUUUAAAGGUAAUUUAAUU